AUGAUAUUGCUUGUCAAUGGCAGCAGCAUCUGCUCUCGAGGGCCAAAAGUUAUCGCGAAGGAUAAUCCGACCAUCACCACCGACCUUCAUCAAUACGACAUAGACUUUGCGCUGCCCGUUUGGCAUGCUGUCGUUCACGAGCCGACUUGUCAGGCGAAAUACUCCCUCAGUUAUCUCAGAGGUGUGGGACGGACGGACGGGGAGGGGAUAGAGCGAACAUGGUCCAUCCUCAACCCAAUUUCCUUUGCGACGAAGGAAAUGGGAGAAGGGAAUCGACAUGACACGAUUGACGACAAGCUCGACCACAUCAAUUUCGAGAAGAAUAUGCUUCAAGGUCAAAGCCUCUGUCGCAAGCUUAUCGUUGCUAUUGCCGAGUGCGACAGGCAGACACAACAAUUCAUUGAGAUGGACGAGAGCCUCAACGAGGAGUGCCGCGAACGCUGGAGAGCUGUCGUCGACAAAUGGGAAUUGGACAAAACACAACCGAAUCCAUAUCUAAUGCAAAACGGAAAGCUCGCGGGACCUUCAGAAUCUCAGAUUAUGGCGGAGUUACGAAAGGAGGAGCUGACGGAGCUACGAGAAGGGCGAGCGGUAGUCGAAGGAAAGAUGACGGCUGCGUCGUUCGUGAAGGCAAAGCUUCAACUGGAGGCAUUACAGGAAAGGCGCUUACGGCGGACCGGCGGAGUCAACUUCGACGAACUCCGCAUAUCUUUUUUCAAAAAACUACGAACUGUGCAGAAGCUGGAGGAAACUUUCAUGCCCGGGGUGCUGGAUAUCCGACAAGAAGAGGAGGAAUUACGCGACCCCGAUAUCCCUGCACCGAGCGCAGAGCACGUCCGAUCGAGGCCAGGCUUCGUCCACGGUCAAUGUACCGAUGCUUUGGCUGCUUUACGAGGACGAAUCCAUGCCAUGACUCAUCUCAUCCUAUUCCGGAACUCUCAAGUUGUGGGGCAGAAGCGGAGUACAAGGUCAAAUAUGGCGGUCGCAAGGAUGGCGGAGCGUAAGCACGCCGAUGCUGCUAAAUAUCGACAAGCGUGGCGGGCAAUGCGGACGCUGGUCGGACCUACCUACGCACCAGAGUUACGGGAGUUGCAGGAUGCGGACUUAAAUGACCGUACGGAAGUCGAAGAAGAUGCAGAGGCACGAGCACGAUUAGGGCAAAUAGGCAGCACCCGCCGUGUGAGGACGGAACCAUCGCUCAGUCGAACGACUUCCGCAGUCUCGUGGAUUUGGUUUGUGGGCGGUCAUGUCGAUGCGGGGGAGAUACACGAUGGUAUGUUCAGUGUAUAUAGCGGGAGCCUUGCUGAAUGUCAUAUCAGGUGUACGGGUUCAAUGGGCGAAGGCGCUGGCGCGGAGGGAUCGGUGGACGGAGGAGGUGGCUAUGUUACGGGAGGAGAUGAAGCGCGUUUUGCGAAGCUUGAAAAGUGUGCAAGCUGCUUGGCAGAGUCGCGCUGA
This is a messenger RNA of Mycena indigotica, 1455 nucleotides long. RefSeq names its product CxC2 domain-containing protein. The record is from RefSeq and is a predicted model, not a curated record. Bases 1 to 1455 code for a protein of 484 amino acids. The transcript is spliced from 5 exons. Lineage: Eukaryota; Fungi; Basidiomycota; Agaricomycetes; Agaricales; Mycenaceae.